This is a messenger RNA of Onychostoma macrolepis, 1439 nucleotides long. It is a transcript of the gene elovl6, whose product is annotated as ELOVL fatty acid elongase 6. Gene Ontology annotation, molecular function: fatty acid elongase activity. The record is from RefSeq and is a predicted model, not a curated record. The coding region runs from base 412 to 1101 and encodes 229 amino acids. Gene Ontology annotation, biological process: fatty acid elongation, monounsaturated fatty acid; fatty acid elongation, polyunsaturated fatty acid; very long-chain fatty acid biosynthetic process. The transcript is spliced from 5 exons. Gene Ontology annotation, cellular component: endoplasmic reticulum membrane; endoplasmic reticulum. Lineage: Eukaryota; Metazoa; Chordata; Actinopteri; Cypriniformes; Cyprinidae.
CAUCCUCAGAAGAGAGGAGGGCGUAUGCCGGCACGGGCUGAGAGUCAAAUAGGCUGACAUUCGAGAACAACUCAACGAGUGUGCUGGGGGUGGCAAGAGCGAUGCGAGGGCAAGGCUGGAGCUGAGCCUGCGAGACAUAGCUAGGAAAUCCGUCAAACUGAGCUCAUUUAGUCGCCAAAGAAAGCCUAACGUUCUACAGUAAGCGUUUAAAGGACGAGAGACCAUGUCGGUGCUGGCUUUGCAAGAAUACGAAUUCGAGAGGCAAUUCAAUGAAGAUGAAGCCAUUCGAUGGAUGCAGGAGAACUGGAAGAAGUCCUUCCUCUUCUCUGCGCUCUACGCUGCCUGCAUACUUGGUGGGCGGCAUGUAAUGAAACAAAGGGAGAAGUUUGAAUUGAGGAAACCUUUAGUACUAUGGUCUUUAACACUUGCAGCCUUCAGAUUAAUGGUGUGCAUUAUAGCCAGAAAAACAAGCCACUUCCUCGUUCCAAGUUACUUCAUAAAGACCUGCAUAUAUGUAUAUUUGGUGCCAUCAGAACUGGAGGCUACAUGAUGAACAUCUUGAUGACCAAAGGCCUGAAGCAGUCAGUGUGCGAUCAGAGUUUCUACAACGGACCAGUCAGCAAGUUCUGGGCCUAUGCUUUUGUCCUCAGCAAGGCACCUGAACUAGGAGACACACUAUUCAUCGUCUUACGGAAGCAAAAGCUGAUUUUCCUUCACUGGUAUCAUCACAUCACAGUUCUGCUCUAUUCCUGGUACUCCUACAAGGACAUGGUGGCUGGCGGGGGCUGGUUCAUGACCAUGAACUAUCUGGUGCACGCCGUCAUGUAUUCUUACUACGCUCUACGGGCCGCCGGCUUCAAAAUCUCUCGCAAGUUCGCCAUGUUCAUCACCCUGACGCAGAUCACCCAGAUGGUGAUGGGCUGCGUGGUCAACUACCUGGUGUAUUCGUGGAUGCAGCAAGGCCAAGAGUGCCCAUCCCAUGUGCAGAACAUUGUGUGGUCGUCCCUCAUGUACCUCAGCUACUUUGUGCUCUUCUGCCAGUUCUUCUUCGAAGCCUACAUCACAAAGACCAAAUCCAAUGCAGCCAAGAAAAGCCAAUAAAUCAAGAAAAUGAUUUUUAACAAUUAAUCUAGGUGAGGUGGGGAAAAACUAAAUGGACCAAUGAUUGGUAGUGGAUGGAUGUGUCUUUACAGUUAGGGCUUAUGAACUUGCAGAAGAAAGAAGCAAAGACCAUGAGGGGCUACUAUCAAAGCUUGUGCAUACUGUACUACUAACGUAUAGAGAUAAACCUCCCCACCACUUGGGAAGCUCUAUUGAGCUGCACUGAGAAAUCAUUAUGAUUAUAUCAGUUGAACAAAACAAAAAAAAUGUGUCUUUAUGUAAUGUUUAUGUGCCCAAUACAAUUCUCUGUAUUUAAAAAAAAAAAAAAAAAAAAAGAA